Messenger RNA from Lolium rigidum, 1029 nucleotides. RefSeq lists its product as uncharacterized. The transcript is spliced from 5 exons. Lineage: Eukaryota; Viridiplantae; Streptophyta; Magnoliopsida; Poales; Poaceae. The record is from RefSeq and is a predicted model, not a curated record. Bases 1 to 1029 code for a protein of 342 amino acids.
AUGGAAGGUGGAGAUAUCUUUGAUUGCGUUGACAUGAAUCUACAACCAUCUUUUACUCACCCAUUGUUGAAAGACCACAAAAUUCAGAUGGAACCAAGUUCUUUCCCAAUAGGGACGGAUGUCAAAUCAGCAUCUCUACAUCAUGUAUCACAAGCACAGCUGCCUCUUGUUUCCUGCCCAAGAGGAACAAUACCUAUACUACGUAACCAUAUAAGAGACUGUAUAUCAUCCAAAGGUAGAGACCGUAUAUCAUCCAAAGGUAUUGAUGAAGUGGUUGGCAAGGAUAAACAACAAGAGGAGGUGGGCAUCAAAUAUCAACACGAUGAUAUAUACGGGACACGGGCUAUAAUAAAUGUUUAUGAGCCAAAGGUGAAGAAUCAUACGAAGGAUCUUAGUGCAACAUCCAUAAAAAUUUAUAAUGGAGCAGGUCGUGAAGAAGCAAUUGUUGUCGGUUAUUUGGUAUCCCCGAGUCUAAGUGGCGAUAGCUUCGCUAGGUUCCAUGUUUCUUGGGAUGAUGGCUUACUAAAAAAGCCAUGUUAUGAUCACAUAUGUCCUGGUUUUGUGCAAGUGAAUCACAACGUUGGUCUUGGAGGAAGGUUGCAACCUAUUUCAAUAUAUAAUGGACCACAAUAUGUCAUAACUGUUCUUAUGUUCAAGGACCCAAGGACUAAGAAUUGGUGGGUGGUAUAUGGUGAAGAGAAUACUCCAGUUGGAUAUUGGCCAAGUUCAUUAUUCACCUAUAUUAAGGACAGAGGUGAAAGUGCAUUUUGGGGCGGGCAAGUUUCUGGACCCACUGCCUCAACAGACUCUCCGCAAAUUGGUAGUGGUCAUUUUGCCUCGGAAGGAUAUGGAAAAUCAGCUUUUAUAAAAAACAUCCAAAUAAUUGAUAAAAACAACAAGUUUCUUAAUCCAAAUGACAACAAAGCUUUAACCGGCAGCAGCAAUUUAUCAAAAUUCACGGUCGAUGGUUAUGGAAUCAACAAGUCUGGUAUGCAUAUAUACUAUGGUGGACCAGGUGAUUUAGUCUGA